Messenger RNA from Mycetomoellerius zeteki, 1206 nucleotides. RefSeq names its product mitochondrial ribosomal protein S22 (gene mRpS22). The record is from RefSeq and is a predicted model, not a curated record. Gene Ontology annotation, cellular component: mitochondrial small ribosomal subunit. Bases 69 to 1124 code for a protein of 351 amino acids. The transcript has 3 exons. NCBI's taxonomy places the organism in Eukaryota, Metazoa, Arthropoda, Insecta, Hymenoptera, Formicidae. Gene Ontology annotation, molecular function: structural constituent of ribosome.
UUGGAGCAAAGUGGAGUGAAGUGGAGUGAUGAGACUAUUGUUAUCUCUUGUGCUUAUUAAAAAUUAUCAUGCUUUCUCAUCACAUAAGUAAACUUUUGCGUCGUUCGUAUUCACGUGCAAUCUCGAAUUGCCGUGAUUUCACCUCGACGAACGUUGAAACAGAUCCAACGAAAAGAGAUCCAGCACCAUUCUUUUUUAAUAAAGAAAUUCAGCAAUGUUUGGAAACAUUGACGACACUGGACUAUAAUAAAGUCUUUCGGACUCGCAAAGAUGGAUAUAAACAAAAACCACCAGAGUUUAAAUUCCUGACAGAUGAAGAACUCGAGGAAGCUAGGAAAGCGGCGCAAUAUAGAGCGAAGAAAUAUUUGCAAAUGCCACCAGUGGUAAAAGAAAGAUUGGAACCGUCUGAGCCGUUAUGUGAAGAUCCUGCGCUACAGGAUCACGAUACUGUUAAAUACGUCUUCACUGAUAUCACAUACGGUCUUAAGGAUAGACAAAGAUCAAUAGUAGUUAGAGAACCGGGUGGUACAUUGAGACACGCCUUUUGGAAAGAACGAGAUAGAAUGAUACAAACCUUUUUACCAAAACCAGAAAGGAAAUUACAAAAACCAAAAAUGUUUGAAGAUGAAUACAUGAAGGAUUUGUUAAAUCGCAACGAGUACGAGUUCAUACUGGAUCGCGCAUGUGUGCAAUUUGAGCCGGACGAUCCGGAUUACAAAGCGAUCACCCGAGAAGUCUACGAACACAUAAAUGCCGAGAGACAUUUCGAUGUCUUGAGAUCCACGCGUCACUUCGGGCCGAUGGUGUUUCACCUAGUGUGGACGAGUAACAUCGACAACCUGUUGUACGAGAUGAUCGAGACCAAUCGGAUCGAGGAUGCUGCGCUGCUGAUACGUCUGUACCAUAUGAUUCAUCCUACAACUAAGUCGGCAGUUGAGCAGUGCGAGCACACGGACGAUGUGGACUUCAUUAUGCAUUAUGUGCGCCUCGAAUCGCUCAAAAAGGAUAAGAUCCAAAAACUCUUACAAUCGUACAAAGAACUGCAACGGGAACGUGAAAUUGUAGCGGAAGGUAUUAAACAGGCCCAUGGUAUUUCUUCCGAAAACGUAAAUAUAAAUAAAUAAAUAUCUUAUAUCCUUUUUUUUUGUUGAUAUAAUUAGUAAUUAGACUUCCAUUUUUUCAAUCCAUCAUCCCAAACGUGGUAAU